Molecule: messenger RNA, 3178 nt
Organism: Paramecium primaurelia
Lineage: Eukaryota; Ciliophora; Oligohymenophorea; Peniculida; Parameciidae
Source: the annotation of a GenBank genome assembly
AUGGAUCUUAGAACCCCUUUAUAAUUUGAGAUUGAGUAUAAUGAACCAGCUUAAUAAGAGGAAAGUUAUGAAGAUAUAUGUAAAAAUAGAAAUCAUAAUAAUAACAUAUUAUAAGAUUAAUUCUAAAACAAAGUAUUAAUUGUAAAUUUAUUUUUGUAGAUAGUAUAAAUAGUAGAUGACGAUUCAAUAUCAGCUCUCAAUUUGUCAAGAAAUCUAUUAAAUAAGCAAAAUUAACCUUUAUCACCCUUAAUUGAAAUAGUAAAAUACAGAAUCCUGAUAAAAAGAGGAUUAGAAAAAAAUCCAUAACAAACAAAAAAUAUAAUAAUCAAAUUACAUCUAAAAGCAUCCAUUAUGAUAUCGGUUCAAAGAAGACUAAUUAAUGGAAUUAAUGCAUAAUAAUAAAUAGCAAAAUUAUUUAAUUCAAUUAUUGGAGAUGAAAGAAAUAUCAAUUAUUUUGAUUUAUUUAAACUUGAAUCCAUAGACCCACUUUUAGUAAUAGAAGUACUUAAAACUAUUUCAAAAAAUAAUUAACAUUUAGAUUAAGAUAAUUAAUUUGUAAAAUUACUUUCAGAUGUUUUAUCUAUGGAACAAAUAGCAUAAGAUUAAGUAAUUUAAGGAUAUCCCUUAAAGUAUAACCCUCAAAUUCUUUCUGAAAAUUUAGUUAGAGAUGAAUCAUUAACCUGUAGUAUCUUCUCAAUUCUCUAAAGAAAUUUAUUGAUCAAUAGAUAAUUUUCUUAAUUUGAUUAUAAUUAGAUAAUCAAUAAUUUAAUGAGACCUCUAAAUAUUUAAGACAAUAGAAUGUUGUUCACACCUAAAUAAUUAGAUGCAACAGUAUUAUUCCUAAGUUUGUUGAUUAGAAAUUAUGAUCCACAUUUAAAUAACUAAAGAUAAAAUGAACUUACUAAAAUUGUUGAAUAUUACAUUAAUCAAGUGUUUAGCUUGUAAAAACCAACUCAAAAUGGUUAUGUAUAAAUAAAUGAGACAGACGCAGAUCUUAUUAUGAAUUCUUGCAUUAAUGCAUUAAAUUUAUAAAUAAAUAAUAACUAAUUUCUUAUAGAUGGAUUUUAGACUAAUAACAAUAAUACAGAUAAUGAACAUUAACUAACUAAAAUGAUUGUAGAUUCUCAUGUUUUAGGCUAUAUUGCAAAUAUAUUGCAAUAGCCAGGAUAAUUUACUAAAACUGUCCGCCAAGCUUUACGAUUAAUUUCUUCUUUACUUAAUGCAAAUUUUUAAGAGAUUGAUAAAAUUGUUAGUUCUAACUUACCUGAUGUUUUAAAUGAAAUCAUUCUAAAAAUGAGUACUGAUAAAAUAGAUCCAGAAUUAAUUAUGGCUAUAAUAUAUUUUUAUGCAAAUAUAACAAAAGGAGAAGAAAUUAAUAAAUUCAAUGAUUAUGCAAAAGUAUUUCUAGAUCGCCUAAUAAAUUAUCAUUUAAUUGUUUAAAAUAAUAUUUAUGACUUAAGUUUGUUAUAUUUAGCAAUAUUUAUAAAUGAGUAUAAUUACAUAAAUGAUAAGAGUAAAAUUUAAAUACAUGAAAUAUUAGUAAAAUUAUUAGGAUAAUUGUUGGAAGAAUUAAAUAACUAACAAUAAAAUUUAAACUUUAAUUAAGAUUUUGAAUCAUAAUUUUAAAAAAUUCAAAAGAAAAAAACAUAAACUUUAUUAUUUCAUCGUGAAUUAUGUAAUUAACAAAAUCAAGGCUUAUGUUAAUAUUUAAAAGAGCAAUAAUAUUUUGAUAUGUUAGCUAAAUUAUUCAAAAUCCCUAACUUCAAUAAGUUCAUUAUUAUUCAAGUAUUUUAUUUGUAUAUUUUAGGGUUUUAACUCUGGUUAAUGUCUAGAAAAAGCAUUAUAAUUAAUAGAUGAAUGGGAAAGAGAAUUAGGAUCUACUUUAGAAAGAGUGACAUUUUUGCAUUUCAAUUAAAAAAUGCUUAUAGAAAAUUGUUCUAUUUAAACUUAUUAGAUAGCUUCACGUUUGUCAGAGAUUUUACAUUAUCUAUCAUAACUUUAAUUUUAAAAUAAUAAUUUAGUCAAUAAUUAAAACUAGUCUGCUAAACUUAUUGAUAAAUGUUGUGCAUUAUUGGAAAUAGUUUUAGUCACUGAAAAUGAGAAUAAAAAUUCUUCAAUUAUUUUGUUUUAAAUUUUAAGAUAAGCGAUUAGAUAAUAAUAAAAUAAUAUGAAUAAUCUGCAACCAUUAAGUAGAUUAUUAAUUAGACUUAUUAUUGAAUCAAAUAAUCAUCCCACUAUGACUCUUUAAUUACUAAAAAAAAUAAAUAAUAGUUUUAAUUUAGUUAAUUUAAAUUAAAAUAUUAAAAAGAUUAUUAUUGACUCAAAAUUUGGAAAUCAUUUGUAAGAUGUUAUAUAGAAUUAUAUUUUAAUGAUUAACUCUGAUAGCUCAAACACAUAACUCAUAAAUUAAUUAGGGGAUGAAAUUAAUAAAAUUUUAGAAUACUUAUAUAGAAUUCCUAAUAUUCCUACAUAAGGGACUGAUUUGUUAGUUAUAUCUAAAAUAAUUUCAGAUAUAGGUUCUCUAAUAUAAAUAACAAAAAAUUCAUCACAAGAAAGCAUUAAAAAAAUUCAGAUAUUCUUAUUAUAAGAAGCAAGUUUUAUUUCUAGCCCAAGAUUUUUAAAAAACUUUGAUGGCAUUUCCUAAAAUAGAAUUCAUGAAUAAUUAAUGAUUCAACUAGAAUAAAUGGGGUACUAAAGUUAAUUAAUAAAUAAUGUACUUAUGGAAAAUCCUAGAAUAAGAAAUGCGGGUUAAUUUAUUGAUUUUGUGACACUGAAUUAAUAGAGACUUGAAUCAGAAGGUACAUUAACUCAAUAAAGUGAUGAAUUAAUUAUCCAAUAAAUCAAAAUUUAAUAAGAGUCAAUAAGACUACAACUUAAAGAAAAUAUUAAGUUAUUUUCAAACUUUGAUAAUUUGAUUGGACUUGAGAUACAACUUAAUUUAUCAGAAAUAUUAAGCAUUUUAUAGUCAUCUGUUUAGAAUUAAUUUAACCUAAGUCUACAAUUUUAAGGCGUUGAAAUUGAAAUGUCUAACCAACCUGAUUAUAACUUAUAAAGUAUUAUUUUAGUAUUAAGCUUGCUUUAUAGACAAUAAAUAUAAUAAUAAUAGAUAGAAUAAUAAUAAUAAUAAUAAUAAUAAUAAUAAUAAUAAUAAUAAUAAUAAUAAUAAUAAUAAUAAUAA